AUGCCCGCAUACCAGAGGGUACCAUUAUAUGAUCCGAGCCAAUACAAUAGGGAUAGCUUUACAUUAAGAGUCCGAAAAUUGGCACCUUUACCAGCUGCUGCUGCCUCCGCUGUCACCGCCGGAGCUGCUGCUGGAUCCGCCACUAUCACCUCCGGAAGAGCUGCUAUAGCUGUAGCCUCCAGAGUAGCUAGAGUGACCGUGAUCAUGGCUAUGGGUGUUGGAGUGAGACGUAUGAUGAUAGGUGGUAGAGGGGGAAGUGUGAUGAUGGCUGCUGGUGUGACCAUCUACAUGGGUGCGAGGGACGGAGUGACUCGUUCCAGCGUUGGUGGUGUCCGAGUCGACAUUAACACCAUUUACGUAGAUCUCUGGUGUCUCGACGUCGGCGAAUCGACGACGAGUAUUGGAGGAGGAAGAGAGAUUCCAAGAGAUGAUGAUGAAAGUUCGACUUUUCCUCGAGCCUUUUAUAGCAAAGGCGGGUUGCGGGCGGAGAUCCCGAUGGGCCAUGACACGACAAUAGGACGUGGACGACACAUGUUUGAGACUGUUCGCGUUCAAAAACUAGACGACGAGCUGGUUUAUUUGGAAGAUUCCAUUCUUCGACUGGUUACGGCGCUCGUUCAUUACCUGUCAAGUACCACCGCUUUCUCGACUUCAUUUGGACUACCUUCAAAGCAUGGUCCUGUGCAACUUCACACACGUUUAAAUUGGAUAGGGCGUACCUAA
Acaulospora colombiana is the source of this 723-nucleotide messenger RNA. The record is from the annotation of a GenBank genome assembly. NCBI's taxonomy places the organism in Eukaryota, Fungi, Glomeromycota, Glomeromycetes, Diversisporales, Acaulosporaceae.